Lymnaea stagnalis (great pond snail) is the source of this 23100-nucleotide messenger RNA. Lineage: Eukaryota; Metazoa; Mollusca; Gastropoda; Lymnaeidae. The record is from the annotation of a GenBank genome assembly.
AUUCUAGCUUCCGGUAAUUGGUUUCAGGUUGUAAUGUUUAUGCCCUAUUUACUCAUCUUUGUAAAUAAAUAUAACUAUUAAAAUUGUUAUUGUGCUAGGACACCUGCAAUGUCCGACUUUGAUUCGAACCCUUUUGCUGAUCCUAGGGUCAAUAGCCCAUUUUCGGUAAGUUCAUAUUUAAAAUAACGACAAUUUUAGUCCGGUAUUAUAGGCGGCUUAUUCUGAUUUUUUUUUUUUUUUAGUUCAGUUGGACAAGCCAGAUAUAAGUAUAAAACAGUAUAGUCUGAUACGCCUUCUAAUUCUAAGAUUAGUAAGAUUGAGUGUAAAAAGUUGUAAGUCAGAGACAGUCAACGAAGAAUGAAUCUGAAGUGACUCAGAGCUGAGACGAGAACGCCUUUAUUUUCUAUAACAUCAGUCUGAUGUAGAAAUUAAAAUUAAAAAAAGGAAAGGAAAGGCGUAGCCGUAAUCAUCUCAGCUCAGUUCACUCACUCGCACUCACUGGCUCAACAAUCACUUACCUACUCUUCUUGUCUUAUUAAUUAUUAGUUUAUUACUAAUUAGUGACUGUAUUAGUACUACUGCAAUGUACUCAGUUGAGACUGUAGUCGGUGUAGCCUAGGUAUACGUACUUCCGAAAAAAAAUAAUAAAAAAUUAAAGUUAAGAUUAAGGAGCAAACUUCAAAUAAAAAAUGAAACCAGAAUCAACUUUCUAGUUUACUUUUUGAAAGUUUUUGAGCUAUGAUUUUUGAAGGGUUUAUUUGUAAUUUUUACUAUACUACGUACAGCACCUCCACAUUUUGUGACCCGAUUCCACUAAUCUUGUUUAAAGGAUAAUUUGGUAAUCUACCACUUCAGCGAGGGUUAUUCAAAAAUUUGUGUUAAGUUUUUUAAAGUUUUCCCAAUAAAAAUGAUUUUAAAAUGUAAGAGUAAGAGAUAUAGUCUAGCGUAUAGUAUAUCUAUCAGUAUAAAUAUAGUAUAUAUCAGGAUUGAAAUUAGCCUCCCUGACCCAAACAGUGAGUCUAGCGUAUAGUAUAUCUAUCAGUAUAAAUAAAUAUAGUAUAUAUCAGGAUUGAAAUUAGCCUCCCUGACCCAAACAGUGGUGAAUAUAAUGAAUAAUUAAAUGAGUUCAUAACCCUCCAAUUUUUAAAUAUAUAUUUUCAAGUGCAUUUGUACUUAACUUGGUCUAGAUCUAUCCUUUGAUUAUAAUUUUAUUUAUAAACCUCAUUAAAAAUAUGAAAUUAGGGUCCCAACACUGAGUUUUUUUUUUUUUUUUUUUUUUUUUUUUUAAAGAGUUUUAACCCCUUCUAACUUUUUUUUUUUUUUUUUUUUUUUUUUUUUUUAAAGAGAUUCAACCCCUUCUAACAUUUGUAUCUGGAUAAUUAAUUGAAACAACUGUUGAUCCCAAGUUUGAUGAAGAUCCAUUAAUCCAUGUAAAAAUGUAUGCAGUGCAGACAUCUUUUGUCAUAUAUAUUAUAAUAUAUAGUAGAUUAAUAUGAUACCAUAAAUAUCCAUGAAUGAACAUUUCACUGUCAUUUAAAACUCUCAAUUUUGUUAAAUAUAUUAAGGUAAUUAAAAAAAUUAUUCAAUUACCUCAUCUGAAAUAGCUCUGAUCUGACCAGUUAUAUAUAUUAACUUGUUCAUCUUUGAUUCAGCUAUUAAUAGAUAUUUUUUGUAUAUUUUAUUUUAUGAGUUAUAAAAAUAUUAAAGAUAAUAUUGGAGAAUUUUUUUGUAAACAAAAUUUUGACAAAAUGUUUAUACAGUAUGAAGGAAAAAAACUCCUUGUUAUAAAAGAUUUAAAAUUUAUUUAAAUAAAAUACUUCAUAAUCUAAUGCAAUCCAUAGUCAAACAUGACAAACAUUCUAUGAAAAAUACAAAAGUUGUCAAUAUUUUAGCAAAAUCUAUAUUUUGUCUUUUUUUUUCUAAAAAAAAUGCAGUAUAAUUUUGUUUGAAUAAAAAUUAUGAUUUGCAUAUAAUAUAUUUUUAAAAAAUGGGCCUCAUAACUCACAGAUUUGUAUAUUAAAUAUAUUUUUUAAUAAUUCUUGAGUAAAAGAUAACUAAGUAAAAUUCAGACCUGUUUACCCUUACGAUUUUGGCGUACAAUGUACGAUUUUGAGAUGUCUUUUACGAUUGUACGCAGAGACCUGCCAAAAGUACGAUUUUCAGAGAGCCGUUGAAAAAAAAAUAUUUUCCGAUUAAAAUUCGUUUGCUGAAGUUUUAGCCUUUUCCAAUAAAAAUGUACUGGUGAAUGAAACGAGAAAAACGAUUGGUUGUAAUUUUUUUUAAAGUUGGGACCAUCCUUCAUUAUAUUAUGUGCGCACUGAGAGGGGAGGUGGGGGCUGUUAAUUAAGGAGAUUUGCGGCACAUGGGUGGGGAUUUGGUUGGAGUGUCAAAGUUAUAAAAAUAUCACCGCAAAGUAUCGUAUUGAUGGUGAUUAUUGCCAUACUGUUGCUUUGUGUGUCACACUGAACUAGUUAGCUGCGUCACCGGUAAUAUUUAUUCUAUUCACUGCCAUCCCCUUUGACUGCUACCAAGCGUGUGACGUAGUUUUGUUCCCUUGAACCGCGACGAUUGUGAAAACGGAGAAAACUACAGAUGAUAUGGUUUUUAAAAUAAUGUACAUUAUCCCACUGUUCUGCACUGUAACAUUGGAUGUGGACAUAUUUUAAUAUUUUAUAAGAGCUAGUCAGCGGCAUUUAAAGAAUAUUUUUAGAACUCGCAAAGCAGCUCUUUACCCUCAGCGAUCGCAAUACGACAGUUUGAUAUCACUACUAAUACUAACCCCCCCCACCCCACCCCUUUUUUUAAAGGAAAAAAUCAGACGACGGCUCAAUUUUUUUCCCCAGUAAUGACGGGGGUGGGGGGGGGGGUGAUUCUGCCCGGUGGAAAUAAUUACGUCACCAGCACGGAAAGACGAAUUAUUGGACUACAGUGUGUUAUCACUAUGUCGUGUUCAAUUUUACAACUACAGGGAUCUCUUUAUGAAAACACAAAGCAUUAGUAGCUUAUAUGAGUAGGCCUAUAUGCUUACUGUGAAAUAUUGUAAUAUUUUUUUUAGCCUUAAUAAUAAUAAUAAUAAUAAAAGACCUAAUUAGAAUUCACAGAUUUCACAGAUUUUCUGAUGAGAGUUGGCUCUAUAAGAGAAUGUCAUGAUAAUUAUUGUAUGCAUAAAUGUAGGUGCAUUCUAUUGAAACCCCCCCCCCCCCUCAAAAGGUAAUAUUUAUACUAUCCACUGCCAUCCCCUUCCAAGCGUGUGACGUAGUUUUGUUCCCUUGAACUGCGGCGAUUGUGAAAACGGAGAAAACUAGAGACGAUACGGUUUUUACACUAAAAUACAUGAUCCCACUGUUCUGCACUGGAACGUUGGAUGUGGACAUAUUUUAUAAGAGCUAGUCAGCGGCAUUUAAAAAAAUAUGUGUAGAACUCGCAAAGCAUCUCUUUACCCUCAGCGAUCGUAAUACGACAGUUUGGUAUCACUACUAAUACUGCCCCCCCCCCAUAUCCCACCCCUUUUGUUUUACGGAAAAAAAAUCAGACAGCUCAAUUUUUCCCCAGUAAUGAGAGGGGGGGGGGUGGUUCUGCCCGGUUGAAUUAACUUUAAACACCAGCACUCACCAGCACGGAAAGACGAAUUACUGGACUGCAGUGUGUUAUCACUAUGACAUGUUCAAUGUUACAACUACAGGCAUCUCUUUAUGAAAAACACAAAGCAUAAGUAGCUUAUAUGAGUAGGCCUAUAUGCUUACUGCGAAAUAUUGUAAUAUUUUUUAUAGCCUUAAUAAUAAUAAUAAAAGGCCAAAUUAGAAUUCACGGAUUUUCAGAUGACAGUUGACUUUAUAAGAGACAGUCAGGAUAAUUAUUGUAUGCAUAAAUGUAGGUGCAGUCUAUUGCCCCCCCCCCCCUCAUACACAUCCUCAGCGCGUACAUAAUACAUAAUAGAUGGCCCUUUGUUUUACGUAAUAGUUAGAUGGCCCUUUGUUUUACAUAAUAGUUAGAUGGCCCUUUGUUUUACAUAAUAGUUAGAUGGCCCUUUGUUUUACAUAAUAGUUAGAUGUUAGAUGGCCCUUUGUUUUACGGAAUAGUUAGAUGGCCCUUUGUUUUACGUAAUAGUUAGAUGGCCCUUUGUUUUACAUAAUAGUUAGAUGGCCCUUUGUUUUACAUAAUAGUUAGAUGGCCCUUUGUUUUACAUAAUAGUUAGAUGGCCCUUUGUUUUACGUAAUAGUUAGAUGGCCCUUUGUUUUACAUAAUAGUUAGAUGGCCCUUUGUUUUACAUAAUAGUUAGAUGGCCCUUUGUUUUACGUAAUAGUUAGAUGGCCCUUUGUUUUACGUAAUAGUUAGAUGGCCCUUUGUUUUACAUAAUAGUUAGAUGGCCCUUUGUUUUACGUAAUAGUUAGAUGGCCCUUUGUUUUACGUAAUAGUUAGAUGGCCCUUUGUUUUACGUUGACAGGGGUUCGGCUGGGGGGGGGUAUAAAUAUUUUUAAAAACUUUUUAAUGUUUGUUUUGCGUACCGUGUAUGUUAUACAUGGAUGUCCCAUUACCCAAACAGCUUUGGGUUCGAAUUUGACUACAUUGAUGGAUGUGCACAUUGCCUGAUUUUAAUGUUACCAUUAAUGGAAUCAGCUAUCCUUUUUAUUUUCAGUCCCCUAGUUUAGUUUACUUAGUGAGUAUUUUACGAUAUAUAUAAGUUUUAUAUUCUUGCUUGAAUAUAAGACACAAUUUACUGUGUUGAGGUCUUCAUAGAAGGGUCCAUCAUAUGCGCACUGCAUAUUCUGCAAGUCGGACUUUUCAGUAGCAAUCAGAGGAAAAAUGAGUGGUGUGGAUUUAGGAGAUAGUGUGAAUGGCGCGGGUCUAAAUAUUUAAAUCUAUAUAAUCAACUCCGCCACCUACAUUUUCGUAAUGUCAGUUUGAGGGGUUUGUAGGGGGGGGGAGGAUAUUCCUCGGCAGAAUUUACAUGUGGUAUUUAAAAAUACUACAAUAUUCAUCCCCUGAAACUCUGAAAGACCUAAAAUAGCACAUUUAUAUCUAAUGCUGUAAAAUACCAGACAAUUUUUAGAAGGCAUUACCGUCGGGCUGUUGUCAAGAUGUAUUUUCACAAGUGAACUCGCUAGCUAUACCUAAACUCAGUAGUACAGAAAUUGCAGUAAUGUUUAGUGCACCUAAUGGUAAGGCCAAGUGUUACCUAUAAUUCUGUGGUUCUAAAAUUUUCAUUUCCCUGCGCCUAUGCCACACUACGUUUUCACCAGGCUCCCUGUGUCGAAUUCUAACAUGUACAAUUCGAAUACACAAAUAAAAUAAGGGUUGGAUAAAAAUAAAAAUAAGGUGUAGGUAGGUCACUAAGCACCAUCUGGAACUGCAAACAGCAGUUGCUUAGUGGGUUACUGUUUGCACCACGGCCGAAAGUUUAAAAGUGAAAAUAAAAUAAUGAAUUUUUUAUAUUUUUUUUGAGUCAUUCAUUUUACAAAGUGAAAUUUGCUCUUGUCCAGAUGUGUCUCAGUUAAUAUUUAUUCACUAACAUACGUUUAAAGUCACUAAAAUUUUUAUUUUUAUAAUGCAGAUGUGAGGAAUGCUUCUGUUGCCCGUUGAGAUGGCUAUUCUAUUUUUUCAUUAGAGACUCGAGAAAUUUAUUUUGUAUCUCCACUUUUAAGAUCACAUCAUGCCUCAAGUAUAAUAUUUUAUUUUAGGAAAUCAUUUUUCCUCAAUGUUUAAUUUCAGACUUGCAAUUGUUUUGUUUAUUUUUUUAAUAACUUAAAUUUGUUUAUGAAAAAGGAAUUAUAGUUUUAUUAAAUUAUUUUUGUUGUUGCUGAAUGAAUUAUUUUUUAUUAAUUUUCUUAUAUAAUUGUUUAUUUUUCAGUUACGACUUAGAAAUUAUAUAUGACUUUAGUGACAAUAUUUUAAAAUAAUUAACCUUUUAAAAAAUAUGCAACCUAAGCAUAUGGUAUACAAACAUUUAUUUAACUAAAUUUUAUUGAAAGAUUUUUAAUGAUACUCAGAUUUCAGGUUAUCAAUUUUGAAACAGAUAAUUUUUGUAAACAACUGGACAUAAAAAAAUUAUGAUUUAGUUUUUUAAAAGGCUUUAAAAUAAUAAACAUACAUAAUUUAUGAAAUAGUUACUCGCUUUGUGUUUCUCUGUGUAAAAAUUCAACAUGCUGCUCAAGGUCAGGCUGGUGUAAAAAUAAACACAGGGUACUGAGGUCAUUUUUAAAAUAGAUGACUGCAGGCAUGUAUUAUGCCAGUCUGAUCUAGCUGUGUUGAAAAUGCAUUGUGAAAUUCCAUAACCGGAUACAUAAAACAUAUAACUGGUUUGCCAAUAAAAAUUAUAUUAACACGCCCAAUUUCAAACUAUAAACUAUUUAAGUUGCAGACUCUGCUGUUGUCUAAACAAUACCCAUCUGUUAUAAAACUACCUAAUAUAUUUAUGUGUAAGCCAAUAAAACUGACAAAUAGGUAAAAAUCAGAUUUCUAAAACUGCUAAUAGGUUGUAAAUAUAUGUUUAUACAUAUUUAGCAGCAUUCUCUAAAAUUUGCAAAGUUAAAAUGUAUAAUUAAAUAUUUUAAAUAAAUAAUAUAAUUUUAAAAAUUAAACCCAUUUCUUUUCAUUGUCUCAGGAUCCUUCAGUGCAGCAAGCAGCAGGUGGUGGACACCGACAGGCAGCACUAGAUGAUUUUAAUCCUUUUGCUGAUGGGAAUCAGACUCGCCCAGCCAACCAGGUAGGGGAAGCAUAACUUAGGUUCAGAAACAAAUUCAGCUACAAAUUUUAAAAUUAAAUUAAUUGUUUUCAAAAUUCCUACUUUGGUACCGGUACUCAAACUCCUUGUGAAAACUUUUGAAGUAAUACUUAAAUAGAUGUAAGUAAUAGAUUUAAUUAAAUACUUUUUCUAAAAAUAUUUUGUUCAUUACUUUCUUUACAGGGUGCUGGUGUCCCUCCCCCACGAUCUGCCCAAACACAACCAGCUAUUAUGACACCUUCUGAUGACCCUCCACCAUAUUCACAGUCUGGCGCGCAGAAAGUUGAUACUAGUGAACUGCAGAAGAGACAGGAGGUAUGUUUAGUCAAUAUGAAUGUAAAAUUCUCUGUAUAGUCAGAAGCUACUUUAAAAUAUUGUUAAUCAUAAAAGUCUAUUUAACACCAUCUGUGGGAUUCAGGGUCUGGUGAAGGUUUAUUAUACAUCGGCCUGUUUCUAGCUUUUUUGCUAAAUAAAAAAAGCCUCCGCAACUCAUGACUAAGUAUCAUGUGCUUUGGACAUACUCUGUGUAGAUUUAAAACUUUAUGACUAACCCUUAUGAUGAAGCAAGGAGCUAGGGUCCAAGUAUUAGUUAGACAUGAGACUCAUGGACUAAUUAUUGUUUUUUUGUUUUGAGGGAAGGACACACCGACAGUAUGUAGUUGUAGUUAUUUACUUAAUAGUCUGGCUGAUUAUUAAAGUGGCGUUUAAAAUUUUAAAUGUAAAACAAAUGCAAAUUAAGGUUGUUAAAAAUUCCCUAGUUAAAAAAAAAAAUCUUGUGCUUUGACUGUAAAAAAAAAAAACAUAGAGAUUUCAUUUUAAAGUGUUAACUGUCAUUUGAUUAUACUGGACUGGUAAUCAUAUUAAUACAAAUAUCUAAUAAAUGUACCUCAAAAUAUUGAUAAUGUGGUGGGAUCCAGAGCUAGCCAGGGUCCACUCUAUGGUAUUAAAAGAAUUAAAACCUAUAUUUUUUUAUUUUAAUUUAUUUUUUCUCUUAGACUACAUACAUUGAGAGAUAAUUAUUUUUAGAUAAUUUUUCAUCAUCAUUUUUCAAACAUGUAUAAACCCCAUUGGCUUGAUUAGAACUUUAAUAAUUGAAUCUUGUGGGUAAAGGCAAUGAUUUCUUAGAUUUAAAAUAACUAAAGGUAAAACAAACCAAACCUUCCCAUUAGUUAGAGUCUCUUGUUGCUGGAAGUCCAGGUGUUCAUGAAGACAUUGGAGAGGUCAGUUUUGACAUUCAUUUUAUUAGAUGUCCUUUGCUACACCUCACCUUUUAGAAGUAAGCUGUAACAACCUUUUGUCUUUCCAAAAUGCAGACAUGGCAUUUUCUAGAAAUCGGUCUUAAGAAAGUUUUGAUACUGUGAGUGUUAGAAUUUGUUGUACACUUUUUUUUUUAAAUUGUUGCCACUACUUCAUUUUGCGAUUAAGUGAAUAAAUAUUUUAGAUCAGGCAAAAUUUACUUAAGACAUGAUAAUAGACCAAAGGUUGUGAGCAGCAAUUGUUGCUAUGAACAUAUUAGUCAUUUUACCUUCUGUGAUAGAAUGCGCCCUUGCUUGAGCAGUUUGCAACUCUUCAGGAAAGGGAGGAGGUCAGUUAUUUAGUUAUCCCAUUUUCAACUACAACCUAAGACCAUGCCUCCGUACCAGUCAAUUGAAUGUAACCUGUUAAAAUAUUAUUUAUCAUGCAAAAAAGGGAUUGUUUAAUGAUUUCUUGUGAUUUAGUGUUGCUGAUAUAAAUAUUUAUUAUUUUGUUCCCCUGGAUAAUGAGGUGAAAAAGACUUCAGAAAAAUAUAUUUUUUGUUGAAGAAAAAGAUAAUGCAAAUCUGGAAGAUGAUUAUGUUUUAUAAGCUUUUCACCUUUUCCAAAUCCCUAGCAAAAUGAUUUUUCCCUACCUUGCUUUUAAUAAAAAGCUAACUUGAGAUAUUGUUAAAAAAUAUGUGCUGAGAUUAAACAAAAUUGAACUAUUUAAUUAGUGUUUGUAGGGGCUUAAUCUAAUGUAUCUCUUCACAUAAUAUCCCCGGGUACGGUACAAUUAUUGUAUUCACAAAAAAUUAAUUAUAUUUUGCUUAUAAUUACAAUGUUAUCCUAUGUUGCUACAAUAAGAUUAGGGCAGUGUGCUGGUGAAUCAGCUCCAGAUCAACUUUUUAGUAAUCAGGAUUAGCCUAACCAAUAUAAUAAUAUUUAUACAAAAAAAUAUAUAUCUAUUGUCUCCAUGAGGAGUAUGAGAGCUCUUUACAUAAUUACAGCCAUGUGCCAUAUUUAGGAUCCCACAAAUUCGUUCAUAGGUGAUUCUGAGCAAAAUCAUAUUCAUAAAUACUGACUUGCACUAAGUAAAAUAAAUAAUUAAACCUUUAAAGAGAUAGCAAAAAACGCUUGACACCUUUUUUUCCCCACUUCAUUAAAAAGUUUUUUAGAAAUGUCAUUUAAAUUUAAAUAGACCUAUUUUUCUUUUAUUGAUUUCAAUAUGCUGGAUAAUUAAGCGAUUUUUUUAAAAGGUAAAAAAGCACCUCCAAUAGUUGCUUCCAGUUCAACAUAUUCCUGUGAUUUUCUUCAAAAUUGAGUUAACUCUUAAUAAGCCUUCAGAAGUAAUAGUGUUUGAACAUUUAGAAAAAGGUAUCUGCUACAAAAAUAGAAGAAAGUAUUGACUGCUAUUUUACAUCCAUUUUUAUUGAGGUAAUUUAAUAAAGCCAAGCAAAGAAAAUUGUUGUCAGUAAAUGCCUAUAAAGUAAAAUGAUGUAUGUCGUCAGUGGUGGAUGGAGUGGGUUACCUGGUUACCGUAGAGUGGUGUUUCCCCAACAUAAGGAAAAUAUGAUUGUUUAGGGAGGGCAAUUUGAAAAUGAGAUGUCUAGAAUUUGAAAACCAACCUUCUACAGUGAUUUAACUUGUAUUUUGAAAGAAGAAUGGUUAAAUUCUCAAUUUAAAGUGUUUAUUAAAAGUGUUGUAAAAAAUAUGUUGAUUUUAAAUGUAGUCAAUAACCUCAGUUGGCAGUAAAAUGGCUGCUUAAAAUUGAUGAAAGAUGAGAAUCCAGAAAUGCUACUUGUGCAAUGUGUUAUUCAUAGGGAAAACUUAGUAGCUAAAAAAAUUUCGCCUGCUCUAAAUGAAGUACUAAAUUCAGUUAUAAAGUGUAUCAACGCUAUUAAAGCUAAUGCCAAAUGUGAACAUCUCUUCAAGCUAUUUUGUGAAGAACAAAGUGCAGACUAUGUGAGACUUUUACUUCACAUUGAAGGGAAGCCCCCCCCCCCCUCUUUCCGGGGCCCCCAACCUACGCUUAAUGCUUAGGGCCCCCAAACUCUUUAGAACGGCUCUGGAAAUUUCUUGAAAAGAUUUAUGGAAAUAUUUUAUACUCUUAAAAGCUAAUGCCAAAUGUGAACAUCUCUUCAAGCUAUUUUGUGAAGAACAAAGUGGAGACUAUGUGAGACUUUUACUUCACAUUGAAGGGAAGCCCCCCCCCCCCCUCUUUCCGGGGCCCCCAACCUACGCUUAAUGCUUAGGGCCCCCAAACUCUUUAGAACGGCUCUGGAAAUUUCUUGAAAAGAUUUAUGGAAAUAUUUUAUACUCUUAGCUAUUUUUAAAGUGACCUGAACUGAAGUAUCUGUUAACAGUCGAUAGUAAAGCAUUAGUGAGUUAUUUAACUAAUAUCUUUGAAAAACUAAAUAUAUAAAAUAGCCAACGUCAAGGAAAAAAUAAAACUCUUGUCGAUGCAAAAGCAAAGAUAUUUGAUUUCAUUACAUUUAUUGAAUUAAGUCAGAAAAAUAUUGACAAAAUUUUUGAAAAGUUUCAUUUGCUCCAAAAAUGUGAAGUGACUGAUACCGCUAUGCUUGUCAUUGUCAAUCAUCUCAAAAUUCUAUUGGCUGAUUUAAAAGAGAGAUUUCUGAUUUGAAACAAAUUUAUUUUCCAACUUGGAUGAUGCAGCCGAUGUUAGGGGAUUAUUUGUCUGAUACUUCAAAUAUGCAUCGCCAAGAAAAACUCUCAGAAAUGCAAAAUGAUGAGUCAGUUAAAAUUUUAUUUAAUAUAAAAGGAGCGAUGGCAUGGCUUUGUGAGGAAAAGGAAAUCAAAUAUCCAAAUUCAACCAAAUGUGCAAGAAAAUACAGACAAAUCUUUCAUUAAAAUACAUGAAUUUCAGUUCUAUGAUUUGAAAAUUUACUUACCGUUUUUCCUCACCAAUUUCCUAGUGAUUUCUUCCUAAACCUAUCAUUUAAGUUUCUUCAGUGAACAACCCUAUUUUUGAAUAUUACAAAUUGUGUAUAUGAUACAUAGGGGGCAUAAGAAUUUUAGAAAGGCUUAGGUGGGAUAUGGUACAAAAAAGGUUGGGAAACACUGCCUUAGAGGGUCUCAGACAAUAUGAGUUUUAAAAAUUUACAUUAUUAAAUGAUGUAAUUUUCCAAAGAAUAAUCAAUUAUAUAUAUGAAGGAUUGUAUUCAAGCCAUACGAAGUAGACAAAUAGUGUAACGAGAUAUGUUUAGACUUGAAAAAAAUAUAUAUCAAUUAAAUGGAUGUUUCAGAGAUGUAUUCUUCAGCAGACAAUAAAAAACAACAUAUAAAGUUAAAUCCAAUUUAAACUUAUGAUGCUUUUGAAGAUCUCAUUAAUGUCUAUGUAACUCAAAGUUCUCAUUGUAGAACAGAAAGCUUUCUAAGUAAUUAUUAGAAGUAAAAGUUGAUAAAAUAAAGCACAUUAUAAAAACAGAAGUUUAAGACCAAAAAAUGAUUUUCAUAUAAUUCUGUUUUUCAUACUGUUAAGGGAAUUGAAGUAUUAAUAAUGUGAAGUUAACAUUUUAAACUACAAAAAAAUGAGAAUAGAAACAGAGAGAAAUGUAGGAUCACUAGUAAGAGAGUGUUUGAUUGAUUCCAUAAGGUGAUUAUGGUACAAAAAAUCUCAAUUAAUUUGUUUUCAUUCUUCAAUCUUGCUGGUGUAUUAAUGCAGAAAAAAAGAGCCAUGCUGCAUACAUCUGAUGUGACCCUGUGUUUACCUCCAUUGAAUGGGAUGAGACCAGGGGUCGCUUGUUUGUUCAUUAUCUCGAAUAAACAUUUUUCUCCCCACCCUUCUAAUUAUGGUCUUUUUGUGGUGAACGCCUUGCCCUCCAUUGUUUUUUAAUCUGAAAUUGAAUAAAACUAUGUAUCUUAUUUUAUAUUAAAAGAUUGUAUAAACUUUCGUUUUAUUGCUCUUGUUCAUUAUAUUUAUAUUGUAAUGUUUCCUCGACAUUGAUUAUUGCUUUUUUUAACGUUGACUAUGAUAUAAUUUGAAUCGAAUUCUGCCGAACUUUUUAAACUUAAAAAUAAUUUUUUAAAAUUUUAAACUUAUGCAUAAAACUUUCAAUUAAUGGGUUCCCCAAUAUUUGCAGAGUUCUUAUUAAAACAUGAGUCACGCACAUAAUGUAACAUGUAUUUUUUAAUAAUAUAUAAUAAAAAAUCUCUGAAACAUAAAAGAAUCUUAUUUAAUACAUUUAAUCUUUUUUCAUUAACCUUAAAAUUAUUUUUGUUUUUAUUUAAAAAGGAACUGGAGAGGAAAGCAGCCGAGUUACAGAGAAAAGAACAAGAAUUAAAAAAUGCUAAUUUUUCUGGAAGUGAGUGAAUCGUGGUUUCGUACUUUUUAUUAGUAAUUAUUAAGUCAAGCAAUUUAUCUUUGACAUUUGAAUAUGAUUUGCAGUUACCUUAUUCAAAUCCUGAAUAGUUUGCAAUAUGAUACUGUAUUACAACUAAUAAUUCUCUAGUUAUGAUGUUCAUAUGUAUGGUGUGAUAGUGAGUUCAGUAAAGUGCAAAAUAAAAUUCCCUAUAACUUUGCUAAAUAACAUUCUUAAAAAUAUAGCAAGUUUGUCUUUUGUGUAAUAUUUUCUGUUUUACGAAAUAGUCUCAAUUUAAUUAUGAUCUAAUAAAUCUGAGGUAUAAAAGGGGAUGGGACAUAAGAAUUUUAAUAUAGUUUAGGGGCGUGGGAAAAAAUAGAUAUUAAUUGGGAUUCUCAAAUACAAUGUUCCCUUUAAGCUGCGCGGCAGCUCACUCACAGACGCCGUGCAGCAGUUUUGAGUAUCCGCGCAUCAAAUUUCCAUGUAAGUGUAUGUUUGUGUUUGUGGGCUGUAAAAUUUUGCACACACAAAAAUUGAUGCGGUAAAAAUUUGCACACAACAGUAUGAUUUUUCACACGAACCAGCAAACCUUAGAGGGAACAUUGCUCAUAAAGUGCUUUAAUUAAAUGCAUGUUUUUCCAAGUAACUUUAAUAGAUGGGAAAUUAAGGCAUUGCUACCGCUAUUGUUUGGGGGGCUAUACAAUAACUAAAAUAAAAUAAUUUAAUAAGUAAAAGUAAGAUUGCUUCGUCUCAACAAUAUAUAUGUGAUGGUAAAAAGUAAACAUGGGCAAAUGUGUUAGGGCUGUUACAGUUUACAUUAUCUUAUUUUUUGGGGGAAUAUUUUUUACUUUCAUAAAAUAUUGUUAUGAUAAAAUAUGGCAUGCAAGAGGGUGUUGUUGAUAUUAAUAUUGUUGUUAAUAAAUCUGUCUAAAUCCACACAUAAUACAUUUUAUAAUGUACUAUUAAGGUUUAAAAUUAUAUUUAAAUAUAUAAUUUCUUUUGAUAGAAAGAGAAAACAACUGGCCACCACUGCCCAAGUUUUUUCCAGUCGGUCCUUGCUUUUAUCAAGAUUUUAAUGUGGAUAUACCUUUAGAAUUCCAAAGGAUUGUCAAGUUUGCAUAUUAUCUUUGGGGUUGUAAGUAUUCAAAAUUUAUUUUUAGAAACAGACUUUUUCAUAAUUUGAUUUGUUCAACAUUUAAAAGGUGUUACUAGUUUUCUUCUAUUAAAAAAAUAAUAACUUCAAAGAAAAUGCUCGGUGAUGUGUAUUAUAGAGAAUUAGGCUUGUGCCAUGCCAACAUUUAGGAUAGUGAGCUGUCAGACCCUUUCCCUAUGAAAAUGGUUUCAAGUUGAGGGUGUUUUCUUACUCACUGAAUGUUUUACUAUCUUCUUUGACAUCAUGAUAAAAGAAGCCUAGAAUGAUCUACCUGAAGGUACAUAAUAAAGGUUCAGAACUUAGUGAAUUUUAUUUGAUUUCUUAAACUGCUAUCUUAAACAAGCACGGGCUACUGAUGGCUUUGCUCUUUUACCCUUCACGCAGCAGUUCAAAGUUAUCCAGAAACAAGUCUUAACAUUUUAGGCGCCAAAAUGUGUUUUUGCCAGAGAUUAAUGUUCUUUCAAUCUUCAAUUUUCAGUUCAUGUGAUAGUUCUCAUCCUGAACCUCUUCGGGAGCUUGGCAUAUUUAAUAGCUGAUAAGGAUGGGGCAGCUACAUUUGGUCUAUCUAUUCUAUGGCUUGUGUUGUUUACCCCAUGCUCAUUUAUCUGUUGGUACAGGCCACUGUACAAGGCUUUUAGGUAAAAAAUAAUUUUUAAAAUAAAUGUUUAUUAGACUUCACAAUUGUUGGAUUGAUAAUGAUGCUUCCUAAUCUUUAAUGGCCCCAUCAAAAAAUUUUAAAUUGCUAUUUCACUGGUGUAAAUCUAAUGUCUUUUUCUACAUGGGUACAAUUAGAAAUUUAAGUCUAAGCUCCAAGGGAUGAAUUUAUUUCUACAAGUAAACACAAGCUAAAUUCAAGAACCAUUAGGGUAAUUCAAGAAAAUCUAAAGAAGUGAUGUCACGUUUUAUGAUUAAAAUUUCAAGGAGAAAGAGUAAAUAAUUUAGAUGGGGUUGAAAUAAAAUUUUCUCUUAAAAAAAUCUUUUUUUAAAUAUUAAGUUUUAGGAUUUAUUUAGUUAUUUAUUUUAAAAAAUGGAAUGCAUUUUACAGAAUAAUUGUAAGCAACAUUUCAUUAAAAAAACUUAAGGUGAAAUAUUUUGACUAACUUAACUAUUUUAAAUUAGGACUUAUAAAGGCAAUUUAAAUCUAUACUUUUAGCAACCAUUCAUAUGUCAUCAAAACAGUUUCUAUAAUGCCCUUAAUAAUUUAAGAACUAUAAUAUGAUUGUCUAAUAAAAAAAAAAAUACUCAUACCUCAGUUAUUUAAUCCCUCAUUUUCUUUAAUAUGUUGAUACUAUUUUUUGGUUUCUUUUUUCUGCAGGAGUGACAGUUCAUUCAACUUUUUUGUAUUUUUCUUCAUAUUUUUCUUUCAAUUCUGCGUGUAUGUGGUGCAGUGUUUGGGAAUAACUGAUUUUACAGUGUAAGUAUUUCACUUUUCUUUAUACAAACAAUACUUUUUAAAUUGGUAAAUAUUUACAUAUUUUAGUUUAAAAGUUAAAUAGUGUUUCUGUAUGGGAUCUAAGAUUAUAUAAACACCUGUUUAAAAUGUAGUGUCUUUGUUCAUUUGUGGCAUUAAAAUUUACAGUUGGAAGUUUUUAACAAUAUUAUUUUUUUUAAUUUGAGAGUUUUAACAAUAUUAUUUUUUGUUAAUUGUGUGAUUGAAUAAUUAAGGUGAAAUUUGUUUUAAUAUGUUGUUUUGUUAACAUCUUUGUUCUGUAUUAUACACUCAAAAAUCACUCCCUUAUCUAUGGCAUGCCUUCUCCAGUGGAAUCAUCUCAGGUUUGCAAGUAGUAGGAUCAAAUAUUGCCGUUGGACUUAUUAUGGUAUUUGUUGGCAUAUUUUUUGGCAUUCUGGCAGUGGUCUCUUUUGCCAUUCUCAUCAAGGUAUACAGAAAUGAUUCAAACGUUGGACAGCAUCUUUGCAUGUAUAACUAGAUUAGUAGUAGCUAUAUGUUGUUGUUUUUUUUAUCUCUGUGGGAAUCCUCUCAAUUUUGGUUUUGGUGUUGUAACUAACCAUUGUCUCUCACACUAACAUGGUAAUCAAGAGUUUUCAGCUUGUUUCAACAUUCCUCAAUUGUACAAGAUUAAAGAAUAAUUUUUUUUAAAUCCUCGCAUUCUAUAUAGUUAAAACCUCGCAAUUUAUACAGUUUUACAAAAAUAAAUUGCAACCGUUUCCUUUGUCCUUUUCAAUCAAAAUGGUUCAUUCUUCUUUAAUUUCUUUUUUGUAAGAAUAAUAAAUAAAGAAUUUUUUUUAUUUUUAGCUCACCAUUUAAGAAAAUGGAAAAAUAUUAAUUUAAAUAAUAAACAAGUUUUCCAUUUAGAAAUAAUUGUAUUGGCAAAAAAAAAUAAUUAAAAAUCACGAUUUAGCACUGAACUGUCCAUCAAAGUUUAAUUCUUCCUUCAAGAUAAUCUUAUGUAGACUGCCAUAACCAAGCCAAUCUAAUUGCCAUUAAAUCUGUUCGCUUAAGAAAAAUGAGACUACUAACCAAUAUUUAUAUUAUCCAGGUAAAUAAAUAAAUUGCCAUUCAUUCAGCGUUUGAUUUCCUUAUCAUACUUAAAUACUUAAAAUCAAAGGAAAAGGCUUAUUUCGUGUUGUUCGCUGAUUGAGGUAUUUAAAAUGUGUUUUUUUUGUAUGUAGUGGGAUAGCUAGGUUUAGUGGCGUCUGGAUAGGCCAAGAUUUUUGCUGCCUCUUUUCACAAAAAAACUGCAGUUGGUCAAAAAUGCUGUCUCUUUAUAUAUAAAGAAGGGCCCAAAUGGGCGGGAACACCCCCCUCCUCCCCCCUUUCACUACUGCUUGUAUGGUCAUAUUGCUAUUUAUUUAUUACCAAGUGUGUGUCUAUUAUAUUAAGAUAAUUGAUUUAAAGGGGAGAAAAGAUGAAAUAAAAAUACAUUGUAUUUGCUAUUGAACUUUGAAUAUGACUCACUAUUCAUUUUUUCCCAAUGUGUGUGUGGGGGGGGGGGGGUGGGGCUUAAUUAAGGGUUAGUAAAAUCCAUUAUUUAUCUAAAAAAGAUGACAAUUCUUGCCGUGACAUAUACUGAAGUAUUUGUUUUACUAGAUUUGUGUUGAGCAAAAUAAAUGCACAAUAUAAAUUUUUAGAAUGAUUGGAAAGUUUGAAAUCUUAAAAUCUUAUUUUCAUAUUUAUUAUCUGGUAAUAAAAGUCAUGAAUCUGUUUAAAAUAUAUUUCAUCUUUAGAGACAUAUAUCUUUAGGCACACAUUUGAGUAAUUAUAGCAGUGGUUUCCAAACUUUGAUUAACUCCACACACUAUUUAAAAAAAUAAUAUUGCCUCAACCCAAAUAAAAAAUUCCACUCCACCACCCCACCUAUUUUUGUGUAAUUUCCCUCCUACGGAUUUGUGACUCCAGUUUGGAAACUACUGAUUUAAUGCUUGUGGGUUGUAACUACCGGUCUGAUCUAAGUUUAAGACCUCUGUUGAUUUGUAUGAACAGAGGCUGGAUCAAUGGGCUGACGAUUGUGACUAAAGAUGGAAAAGCCGCAGCUGGAGGUUUUAUGCUGGUUAUAGCAUUUUUUUUUACAGUGGAGGCUGUUGCAUCCAUGUUUUAUCUCAUUAAGGUAGGAGAAAUAUCCCUCCUAGACUUGUAAAAGUUUGAUUGGAAUGUUCAUUGUAGAUGCACAAGUUUACUAUUAUGCAAUCCCACCUCUGUACCCGUAUAUGCUUUUAACAUGUUGGUCAUCUUCAUGGGCUUCUCAAAAUACAAAGGCACACAUUCACAUCCUGGUUAAUUAAAUAACUGCAUUAAAAAUAUGUUAGAAUUUUGAGUAUAGAUCAUAUUAUUGAACUUAUUGGAGUUAAGUUAUCAAAGCUUCUUUUCUUUACAAGAAAUUGUAAUAAAUUUAAAUAAAUAAACCAUGAUCUUUACAUAUAUUUAUUUAAAAUAAUUUUUUAAAUAUUACAACUUUUAGUAAUGGUCAAGUCAUUAUUGCUUACUGUUGCCUUUUAGCUGAAGAUUAGCAACAUUUCAUGCAUGUUAUUUUUUACCAGGCUUAACUGGUAAUAUUUAGUAGUUGUGACAUAGGCUUUUUUAGAGAAUAAGUAUACUAACUGUCAUAUCACAAGAAUGAAAGCUAUAGGGGAGUAAUUUAUAUAUUUUAUGUACAUCUAUCUGCAACCAGCAAUAUUUUGCGAUGACUAUACCUUUUAUAAUAUAGGUGAAUUUUUUAAUGUUAUUUUUAUUGUUAAGACAGUUUGAAUUGAUUCAAUUUUAAAAUGAUAAGAGAUACAGACAAUUAAAAAAAAAAUCACAUUAAAGAAUGUUUUAAAAUAAUCAAAUCAUCAUUCUUGCCAAAUUUGCUAGUGACUAGCUAUUUGUUUGUUACAUUUAUGCUUUGAAAAAUGUCUGAAAGUUAUACAUAAUUGAUAAGUAUGAAAUUACUGCAGAUUUUUUACCAGCUAAAGGUUUUUUUAAGAUUGCACUCUUAUCAGUGUGAAAGUAUUUCUGAUGAAGAUUUCUUUCAUUGCUAGGUGCAUCGCAUUUACAGAAGCACCGGUGCUAGUUUCCAGAAAGCUCAGGCCGAGUUUGCUUCUGGCGUGAUGAAGAAUGAGGCUGUUCGAGGUGCGGCGGCGGAUGCUGCUGCCGGAGCUGCCAGGGGUGCAGUGUCUGGCUACGGCAGUGAGAAUCGCUACUGAGAUGAUCAUUAAAGAGAUAUGUUGUGCAAAGGUCACCGGGCUGUAAGGUCUAUGAUAUACAUGUGGAGUGGGCCUUGGUACAAUUUUAUAAUUUAAAAAAAAAGAACAUUUCCAAUAUUCUCAAUUUAAAAAGAAAAAAGUUUGGUCAAGUUAAUUUUUUUUUCUUUUGAUAAUAAGAGAUAAAUAUCUUUGGGUGUUUAUUUCAAUAUUUUGAAUGAGAAAUUAUUUUUUAACAUGGUUUUUACUCUUUAUACCCCACUAAAACUUCACUUUAAACAUUAACAUUCUAAGGAAGUUUUUAUUAGUUUUUAUUUUAUUUUUAUUUAAUUGUGAUUAUCAGUAAACUGCAUUUAAGUCAAAAUACAUCUUUAACUGAUGUCAGUCAAAGUAAUGUUGAAAAUAAUUUUUAAAAAAUUUAACUUUGGAAACCAAAAUAAAAAUACUUUAGCCAAUUUCAAGAGCAUUGUGGAACAAAAGCAUCACACAAUUUUCAAAUAAACUAAUUAGAUACAAAUGUAUAUUUUUCUAUAAUGUAUGUUCCAAAUAAUAAUUAUUUUAGAAACCUAUUAUUGACAAGGGGAAAUAAAAUGUGGUGAACAAUGUACCUAAUACUAGGAUUUAUUUGAUUGUUUCUUUUGUUAAAUACCUGGGAUUAUUUAAAGUCUUAUUAUUCUUUUAUCAUCUAUGACCUUUAGUUAUGUUUUCUUGAAGAAGAUAUCACUUUGUAGAUACGUUAUUAAUUUGUUUGUGAUUAUCAUGUACUUUUUGAAAUCAUUUGAAUGAAUGCUCAAGUAAGCUGGUAUUAUAAACAAUGCACAUAUUCAUUUUUUUCCCUUUAUAAAUGAAAUACAGUUUUUUUACCCCCUUUUUUAUAUUUAAAAUGAUAAUUGUUUCAUCAUUUUAAAUCUUCUAUUACUCUUGACUUAAGCUGUGUUGGUUUAUAAAUUUUUUAAUACAUGUCUUCAUUUUAGACAUCCAUGAUAAAAAUGUGUCUUGGUUCCGCUAAUAUUUGAGAGCUUUAAAUUAGCUCAACAGUUUAGUCUCAUCGUUACUUUUAGGUGGGUAGAAGUUUUUUCAUCUGGUAUGAAUUGUAGCUAAAAAAUACUACCUACAUAUUUCUCUGCAUCAGAAAUAGUGUGAAUACUAUUAAAAUUGAAAUAGUUUUACUGAGCCAAAUUUUCCCCACUGACUAAAUAGCUGUUUAGCUCAGUCAGCAAGUCAUCAGGCGGAGGUAAGAGUUUGAUCCCUGUUAUGAACUUUUUUUUUUGAAAAGCUUUUUUUUUUCCCUCUUCAAAAUGUGUUUCUUAAGCAGUUCAUUGUUACUAAGAUUUCCUUUUCUUUUUUUUUUUUAGAAAACAAUGCUCAUGUGCAGAAGAAAAAAUUGCAGAGGUGUGACUUUUCCUUUUUAAAAUAUAAAAGUCACAGCUCUGAUUAUAAACCUCGGCUUUUGCCAUUCCUUUAAAGAUUUGAGGAUUUUAAAUAUCUUAAAUUGCAUUUUGGCCCAUUGAAGAUUGGUGGAUCCUUAAUUUAGCAAUAUUGAAAGGUACCAUAUGUAGUUCAAAACAAAAUAAACAUAUUUUAAGUUAAAAUGUAAAAGAUUUAUCAGUCAGGGAAACUUUAUUGCAUCUAAUAUAUUGCAUCUACUAAGCAAAUUAAAAUAUUUCCAAAUAAAUGUCAUCCAUUGAAAAAUGUACGCUUAGAUAUUCAUUCUCUCAGCCAGUGUAAAAGAAAGAGGGUACCAAAACUGUAUUUUUUUAUUUUUCUAUUGGAUAUUCUUGGUUCUUCAAUACUAAGUUUUCAAAUGUGAAGAGUGUCAAGUUUAGAAAAAUUAAUUAAGAGGUCACUUUCAAAGCAUACAGUUAAGCAAAUCCAAACAAUUCAUCUUUGUAUUUCUCAUUGACAUAUAAAUUGUUGUCUUAUCCUUACUUUCAUAAUGUCUAUCUGCAUUCCAGGUCUACCAUAGAGCGUGUGCUUAAUACUUCAUUAAUUAAGUAGUUUAAAUGUUGGCUUUAAGUCCUAGGGACUAAUUUUUUUUGCUAAGUUAGAUUUAUUAUUUUAUAUUUUUUAACUGAAGUAGACUGAAAACAUCAAUGUUUCGGUACAUUUAAUUAUACAAGCACUCUUUAACCUGAUAUUCAAAGUUUGAAUUUGACAAUCAGAUUUUCAUGGUUGUGGCCAAUAAGAAUUAAAAUUCACCUCAGUGUGUGGAGAAAAAACUAAUUUAUAUAAAAGAAAAAUUAUGCUAUUAUAUUACAUCUAGGCAUUUAAAAACAUGCAUAUUUCCACCUAAAUUGUAAGUAAAAUUUGACCACCUUUCUGCUGAACAAAUAGCUGAUUGGCUUAUUUUUAGAAGUCAUCUCUGCCUCUAAAUUUAAAUCAAUAAUUCAGGAUCUGCAGUUUUGAUUUGAUGCUUCACUUGGCAAAGAAUUAAAAAUAAUUAAAUUAUAUUCCCUUUUUUUUAUCAAGACUUGCAAGCUAUCAUUCUAUCAUCAUAUCUUUUUCAAUCCAAGAUUAAAAGAGUGUUUAUUUCUUUGCCCCAGUUGUAAAUGUCCAGAUGUGAAAUGUCUGCUGAAGAGCAAUAACUGAAUAAGGUAAAGGAUUAUAAAAGAGAGCAGAAUUACAAAACAGAAGCUCAUGACUCGGCAUCAUCCAAUGAGUCAUAAGUAGAAAAUUGUAAUUAAAAAAACAAAAAAACAGUAUACUUACUGUCAAUUGUUUAAAGUAAGACAUAAAUAUAAAUAUUGAGUAAUUAACUCGUUAAAAAAUUUAACUUAUUUUGUGAGUUCCAUUCGCAUGUCGUUUGAUUGCCCACCCCUGCUAUUUCAAGAAAAAUAAAAGUGGGUAUGGGAGACCAACAAAAAAAAAAACAACGUCCAAUGUGAUUGUCUUUUAAUUAUUAUUUUUUUUUUUUCUUUAAAAAAUUAUGAUUUGUCCAUGGCUAGUUUUUGUGAAAGAAAACCUUUGAAUUGUUGAAACCCUACAUAUUUUAAUUAUGAUUUUUAUUUUUAUUGGCUGAUAUGACUAAAUAAAUGAUAUUCUUGAUUUAUUAUUCAGAUAGGUCAGUCAAGGUAUUUAGUAUUGGAGAUAUUUCAUCUGGUAAUCAAUUAAGGAGGCAUUUGUUAAUGAAUUUAUAAUUUAGAACAAUUACAAUCAUUAUUUAUUUAAUAAAAUCAAUGAAAUUAAGCCUGAUAUCUCCACAGCACCAGUGCCCCCUUUUACCUCACUGUAGUUUUCUAAUCUUGUUAAAAUUUAUUUAAAAAACAAAAGAAUUAUCUUUGCAUAUUUGUUACUUAUUUCAUUUAUCCCCCAUGUUACUUUGAACUCAUUCUAAAUACUUCUCUAUUUUGAAACAACAAAAAUAGUUUUAAUAAGAUACACAAGCUGACACAUGUCUAAAAGGGAACUGAACUCAUAUUAUUAGUCAUUUCAAACAUUGUUCCAUAAGGUUAACAUAACACAUUUCAUACUGGUAAUUUUUGUUUAACCACAAGAAUGAAAGGAAUUAAAGUUUUUUUUUAAUGUGUUAUUGUUAUACAUAGGUUUUGACACAUUUCAAGCUUCCAUCUAAGUUUUAUUUUCCAUCUCUGUUUUGAGGAAAACAUCAAAUCAAAGAAAAAACAAUCAUCAAUUAAAUGCUGUUUUAUUUUUCAAUAGGCCAGCAUCUUUGUUACAUGUGUAAUUUUGUGUAUCCUCAUAACAAUUGCUUACAUUUCUUAUCCUAUAACUAUUGAAUUAUUUUGCUUCUGAGAUAUUCAUGUCAGUCAUUGUGACCAACCCCAUUCCUCUUUCCUUCAGCUAUCUUGUUGGAGAUACUUUAUUUAUUUAAAUGGAUGCAUAUGCUCCUGUGAAGUCACUAUAAUGCAGACUUUGGAGAAAUUGUUUCAGAACUGUGUCGGAUAUUGAAUUAUUCUAAAUUUUGUCAUGAGAAAAUGGACUGCAUUCAUUGGUUUGUGCAAUUAUGAUUGUAUUGUAAACGAAAGGUUUCUCUAUAAAUGCGUUACUGCAGAUUUCUAUUUUAGUUUAAUUUGAUUAUCUGAGCUAUCGUUAGUAUUCAUAUGUCCUCAUUUUGGGGUAAAUUUGUUCAAAAUCAUUUAAAAGACUGGUGUAGUGCCAUUUCCUAGAGAUUUAAUAAAGGAAAGAAAAAAAAGCUCCAUACUGAUCCUCUCGGAGAUCUGCGUUCAUAGAAUAUAUGAAUCAAUGAUAACCCACAUUCAAAAAUUUUACAAAACAUACCAAUUUCAAAAUAAUAUGCUGUUUUUCAACCACAGAAUUGUAUUAUUUAUCUAUUUCUUUUUUCACUGGCUUCAUUAUUGACUGAAAAUUCAGUGAACCAGGAGGAAAAGUUUAAAAAGCUAUCGGAAUUAAUUAAGGAAACACUCAGUUGUUGGGAGUGAAUUUGUCAAUUUUAAACCUCCAGGGAAGCAUUUGGUGAUACGAUGAGAAAAAAUGGAGUUGACUUAUUGUAAAUAUAUGUAGAUCUACAAUGGGACCACACAUUUAUUUUAUAUUUUGAAUAUUGCUUGCGUAAAUAAAAAGCAGUCAAAACAAUUCACACGUUUUCGGUUGCUGCUGGGAGUUGCUUGAUUAAAUCCGUAUUAACACUAACACAGUUAAUUCAUUUUCUUUACAUAUCCUGGUUCUACCUAUAAAAUGAAUUUCUAAUACAGUGGCAACCGUAUUUUUUUAAUAGCACAAAAAAAGCCUAUUUUUCUGUUCUCUAACUGUAAAUGAUGAUUAAGUUUUAAAAAGUGUUUUCAUGAUCUAUUAGAUUUUGUUCACAUAGAGCUAGUUUCUGUUGACUGUCUGUACUGAAUGUGUGUCUAAGCCGUAAUAUUCAAAAUAAUUAUGAUUAGAUAUUUUGUUGUGAAACUUUGUCUGUUCAUUUCUUCAAUAUUUAUAUAGUGUCAGUGCUGCUCCAAAACUAGUGGCUCUUUUGAACUUGGGCUAGUGAUGUCUAUAAUUUAAGUGCUUGGUUUCCAGUGAAGACAUUGAAAUAACAUUUUUGUCAUUAAAUGCCCUGUUAAAAGCAAA